This is a messenger RNA of Toxotes jaculatrix (banded archerfish), 2366 nucleotides long. RefSeq names its product kelch-like family member 31 (gene klhl31). NCBI's taxonomy places the organism in Eukaryota, Metazoa, Chordata, Actinopteri, Toxotidae. Gene Ontology annotation, cellular component: cytoplasm; nucleus. The transcript is spliced from 4 exons. Gene Ontology annotation, biological process: negative regulation of protein phosphorylation. Gene Ontology annotation, molecular function: protein binding. The record is from RefSeq and is a predicted model, not a curated record. Bases 132 to 2039 code for a protein of 635 amino acids.
GCAUGUCUCUUUCAGCAGGCGUGACUGCUGUUCUCUCUCUCCUGCUCCAGUAACUGGAGGCACAAGUCUCUUCUUCACCAGCCUCAACUUCAUUUCUCAGAAGGCCUGGGCUGUGUUCUGCUGCUGCAACCAUGGCACCCAAAAAGAACAAGGCGACCAAAAAGAGUAAAGGGGACAUAAAUGAAAUGACCAUAAUGGUUGAGGACAGCCCCAUCAACAAGAUCAAUGGGUUAAACACUCUGUUAGAAGGAGGUAAUGGCUUCAGCUGCAUUUCAACUGAAGUUACCGAUUCUGUGUACGCCCCAAACCUGUUGGAGGGUUUGAGCAACAUGAGACACGAGAGCUUCCUCUGUGAUCUAACAGUCGCCACCAAGUCAAAGUCAUUUGAUGUCCACAAGGUUGUCAUGGCCUCCUGCAGUGAGUACAUUCGAAACAUCUUGAAGAAGGAUGCAACCCUCCAAAAGAUCGAGCUGAACGACCUGUCACCGGUCGGCCUCGCCACUGCAAUUACAUACGCAUACUCUGGAAAGCUAACCCUGUCGCUAUACAGCAUCGGCAGCACUAUUGCCGCAGCCAUGCUGCUGCAGAUCGGCACCCUGGUGAAGAUGUGCAGUGAUUUCCUCAUGCAGGAGCUCAGCGUGGAGAAUUGCAUGUAUGUGGCCAAUAUCGCUGAUGCCUACAACCUCAAAGAAACCAAGGAGGCAGCUCAGAAGUUCAUGCGGGAGAACUUCAUCGAGUUUUCUGAGAUGGAGCAGUUCCUGAAGCUCACCUAUGAGCAGAUCAGUGAUUUCCUCUCUGAUGACUCCCUGCAGCUCCCCUCCGAGGUCACAGCCUUCCAGAUCGCCAUGAAAUGGUUGGAUUUUGACGAGAAGAGGCUGAAGUACGCGGCAGAUCUCCUAACUCACAUCCGCUUUGGCACCAUCUCUGCCCAAGACCUGGUGAAUCAUGUCCAGAGUGCGCCUAGGAUGAUGCAAGACUCCGAGUGCCACCGUCUCCUUGUUGACGCCAUGAAUUACCAUCUGCUGCCAUAUCAACAGAACAUCCUCCAGUCACGCAGAACAAAGGUACGCGGUGGCCUCAAGGUGAUACUCACAGUUGGUGGACGUCCUGCCUUGACAGAGAAGUCUCUCAGCAAAGACGUUCUCUACAGAGAUGUAGAUAACGUGUGGAAUAAGCUGACAGAAAUGCCAGCAAAGAGCUUCAAUCAGUGUGUGGCAGUCUUGGAUGGCUUCUUGUAUGUGGCAGGUGGUGAGGACCAGAAUGAUGCAAGGAACCAGGCUAAACACGCUGUUGGCAACUUCUGCAGAUAUGACCCCCGCUUCAACACUUGGAUUCAUUUGAGCAACAUGAUCCAGAGGCGCACCCACUUCAGCCUCAACACCUUCAAUGGCCUCUUGUUUGCUGUCGGAGGCCGCAACGCUGAUGGUGUUCAGGCCUCUGUGGAGUGCUAUGUGCCUUCCUCCAACCAAUGGCAGAUGAAAGCUCCCAUGGAGGUGCCCCGCUGCUGCCAUGCCAGCUCCGUCAUCGAUGGCAAGAUCCUUGUAUCCGGAGGUUACAUCAACAAUGCCUACUCCAGGGCCGUGUGCUCGUAUGACCCCUCUACUGACACCUGGCAGGAUAAGAGCAGUCUCAGCACACCUCGAGGCUGGCACUGCGCUGCCACAGUGGGAGACCGAGCCUACGUCAUCGGUGGCAGUCAGCUGGGAGGUCGUGGAGAGAGAGUUGAUGUCCUUGCCGUUGAAUCUUAUAAUCCUCACAACGGGCAGUGGAGCUACUGCACAUCUCUUCACACAGGAGUGAGCACAGCCGGUAUUUCCAUUUUGAACAACAAGAUCUAUCUCCUUGGAGGCUGGAAUGAGGGUGAGAAGAAGUACAAGAAAUGCAUUCAGGUUUACAACCCUGACUUCAAUGAAUGGACUGAGGAUGAUGAAUUGCCGGAAGCUACAGUCGGCAUUUCUUGCUGUGUCGUCACCAUACCCACAAGGAAAACACGAGAGUCCAGAGCCAGUUCAGUUUCAUCCGCACCAGUCAGUAUAUAAGGAUUAAAAUGAUAACAGUGAUGUAGUUUACAUGUUUAAUGGUCUCCAGCUUGUCUGCUGCAUAAAACGUGGUUCUCAACUCUACCAACAACCCUUUUUGGGACUAAGAUGAUCAGUUUAAAUGGUCAUCAACUUUCUUUAGAUGAGCAAAAAUGAGUAAAAUGCAAAAAUUACAAAUUUGGGAACACAUUCUUAUACAUUUAAAAUAAAAUAAAAAUAAAUAAAUAAAUAACUACUCCAAUAAUUUGCAGCAAAUUGGAGCCAGUGCUGGUAAGGAGAAUUAGGAAACUUUCAAUUUUAGUUUCAAUAUUUAUAGUUUAAUAAUUA